GUGCGACGGAGGGCAUGACGUGGAGCCAUGAUGACCAUGGAGCUCUGGUAGGCGAAUGGCUCGAGGUCGAGGGCGUCGACGCUGCCGUCCCGAGCGAGGCGCCGCGAAGCCCCGCGCGGUACGCCGCAGCGGGCAUGUUCACGCCCCACGCGCUCUCGAGCCCGUCGAUGCUACCGCCGCUCGUCCACGCCGAAACGCAGUCGACGCGACCGCUCGGGGCGCAGGUGGGCUGGGAAGCCAAGAUGGAGGCGAUGCGGGCGCGCUACGCGGCCGCCGAGCGCGAGUCGCGGCGCGGGCUGCUCCAACGCCUCGCCGACCCCAGCUUGUCGCGAUCCUCGCGAAUGGACCUCCAAGUACAACUCUUGGAGCAAAUGAAGGCGGCGCUGCAGACGCACCUGGCCGCGCUUGUCGCUGAAGAGCUCGAGCGGGAAGCUGGGCGCCAGCAAGCCAUGCGCGCCGACGUCUCGCACCAAGGUCGGGACCGGCUACGGCAGCAGCACGCGCGCGAGCGCGCAUACUACAAGACGCUCAUCGAGCAAACCAAAGAGGAAGGCCAUCAGUUGCUCACAGCGACCAUGAACGACUUUAACCUCCUGCGCUAAGACCCCAUCGUUUACGAAGUUUAC
This is a messenger RNA of Saprolegnia diclina VS20, 626 nucleotides long. RefSeq lists its product as hypothetical. NCBI's taxonomy places the organism in Eukaryota, Oomycota, Saprolegniomycetes, Saprolegniales, Saprolegniaceae. Bases 15 to 602 code for a protein of 195 amino acids. The transcript is spliced from 2 exons. The record is from RefSeq and is a predicted model, not a curated record.